Messenger RNA from Dermacentor silvarum, 2203 nucleotides. RefSeq lists its product as uncharacterized. Gene Ontology annotation, biological process: protein ubiquitination. The transcript has 14 exons. The record is from RefSeq and is a predicted model, not a curated record. The coding region runs from base 264 to 1553 and encodes 429 amino acids. Gene Ontology annotation, cellular component: Cul4-RING E3 ubiquitin ligase complex. Lineage: Eukaryota; Metazoa; Arthropoda; Arachnida; Ixodida; Ixodidae.
CAAAUACUAACCAAUCUGUUGACAUGCUUGACUGACUGAUAUAGUUUCUCUAUUAACUUAUUUUUUUAAAUACGUAUGGACCGUAUGCGAAACUGCGCUUGUUGGCUGUAUUAGCAAUCUUGGAAAGCAGACGCGGGAAGGCAAGGGAAGCGCGUCGGUGUUGUAUUUCUCACCGGCGCACUAAAGAUGUCUGUGUUUUGUUAUGCAGGUAGUCUUCCUUCCUUGCGGACAGUGUAGUCGUCGUGACCACAAGAUCUACCCGCAUGGCCCGAUUUGCUGAACCGCCGGUUAAGGCCUCUCGACCUGGGCGGUCACAACCGGCUUCUCGGAGGAGUGCCCAAGGCCUGUUGCAGUAUCUAACCAAUCGCCAGGUGUGGGGGGACCAGCGACGGCAGCCCCCUCUGGCUUCCCAGCGCUUCCUCCUAUCGCAGCUGGUUCCCGAGGAUGUGCUGCGCAGUGGGACCGUGUUCUUGGGCUUCCUGGCGGGGGGACAGUGGCUGCUCUCUUAUGUGGCCGAGCCCGAUCGAAUACGGGAACUCCCUCCUAUGUGCUCCUACCGGCUGCAGUGGUGGUACUUUGUUCCUGGCAGACCGUUGCGCCUGGUGCGUGAUACGCUGCUGUUUGGCGGUCACCCCCUGGAAACCCAGCUGAUGCUCAGUGUGACCCAGUGGUCGUGCGAUCCCACUUGCAUCCUUGUGGCCGGGUGCUCCAGGAUGGACGAGGAGUUGUGGCACGUGACUCUGGUGAGCAUGCCUGGGGUCAAGGGUGGCGAGGUGCUGCACGCCUGCUACCAGUGCUCGUCGGGGGGCUCGGGCAAUCCACGGCUGCUGGGCAGGGGCCACCUGUUGCUCCCCAUGGGCCAGGAGCUGGUGCUGCUCAAAACACACCAGAAUGGGAGCCUGGCAAGGAGCAUCUGCUGUCCAAGUGCCGGCUGGUCCUCCACCGGGCUGCAGCGACAGGCUGAACUGGGCUCGGCUUUGCUCUUCCUCAGCGUGGUCCCACCUCCACAGCAUGCCACGGUGCUGGACAUGGAGCUGGUGGCCGACACCCUGGCCAAGGAGUUGUGUGCUGAGCACAACCUUGCCUAUGAGGGACUGCUGGACUACGACGCGUGCGCAGUGGCAGGGGCGUCCAACGGGGCGCAGGCUACCGUGCUUCUGGCCUUUCUGCUGGAAGCCUCGAGACGCCCCGUGCUCACUGGGAUCCCUGCUUUCCCUGGUAGCGGGGAGGGUUCCUAUUACGCCUCCACCGUGCUACUCGACUGGGACCUGGAGACCGGGCUUCACCGUGUGGCAGAUAAAGGCAGCCUUGGCGAACCCGGUAGCAAUUCUUCCACAAGUUUCCCACGGAAAUCAAGCACGUUUGCCAUAUUUUCACUGUGCAACGCUAGGCUCCAGAUGCGUACGGAAUGGCUGCCAUCCUCUUCGUCACGGCCACUGGGUGCCCAGUGCUGGAUGACCAAUGACCCCGUCUGGCGAGGGCGACCCCUGACUCUACUACGGUCUGGGCCUUGGAGCAUUGCCCUCCCCGAGGACGGCAGAAAGACUUGGUGAUUGGAGCAUGCCAAGUGCCCUGGCCUCGAAUAAAAGUGUGGUAAAGGAGCAUCGUGGGAUGCGGCCUGUUGUGCCAGUGGUGCCCAAGAGACAUUGUGACCAUUGUGCUUGUGUGCCCAACUAGCAAGGACAGCACUCGUUGGUGCAACAAUGCGAACACAAGUAGCCAGAGGCCGAUGUUCUUCAUUUGCGACUCAUCCCAAGUGUGUGUGUCAUGUUUGUAGCCAGUUUCUUUUGGUUCAGUUCCUUAUGUUGAGUGACACCAGAAUUCGGGGUCUCCGUUACAACAGCUGCUCACAUUGAGUGGUAAGAGUGCGGAGCAAACGAAAUGUGAUCAUUUGAGCAUGCGGACUUGCGUGCAUUUACUGCCCUAUUAUGGUGUGCUAGGCAGCUUGUUGCUUGGGGGCUAGAAGUACUGGCUCCUAUUAAUAAUCAUUUCGAAAUUAUCAGAAGUCAUGUGUACAAGUUCCAACCAUUUCAUCUGGGUAUUGUCCAGAGCCAACACGCCUUGUUUUGCUGCAAGAUAUGCAACAAUGGGUUCAGCACAAAAUUAUCACAUUUCAUUUGUUGAUGACUGUUCAUGACUUUUGACUGUUCAUGCCUUUUUAAGUUAUGCAUUAAAUGCUCAAUUAUUUGGGCUCACCAUCUGG